This is a messenger RNA of Cornus florida, 1157 nucleotides long. Its product is annotated as folate transporter 1, chloroplastic. Bases 110 to 1045 code for a protein of 311 amino acids. The record is from RefSeq and is a predicted model, not a curated record. The transcript is spliced from 11 exons. Gene Ontology annotation, biological process: folate import into mitochondrion; nucleotide transport. NCBI's taxonomy places the organism in Eukaryota, Viridiplantae, Streptophyta, Magnoliopsida, Cornales, Cornaceae. Gene Ontology annotation, molecular function: folic acid transmembrane transporter activity; FAD transmembrane transporter activity.
CUGUCUGUCAAUUGGGCAAACUUCCGGGCUCUGACUGUAAUUAACCCUUUCUCGUUGUAACCUUGAAAACUUUAAAUCGCCAACGCCAAAUACCGUUGGUCGGAAACAAAUGUCGGCGUCCAAAUCAGUGAAUUGGCAAUGGGAGAACGCCACCGCCGGCGCCGUUGCCGGAGUUGCAACAGCCGCUUUCUCCCAUCCCUUCGAUGUUAUCCGCACUAGGUUUCAAGUUAACGACGGUCGAGUCAACACCCUCCCAAACUACAAGAACACUCCACACGCUCUCUUCACCAUUGCUCGCACAGAGGGCUUUAGAGGGCUUUAUGCAGGCUUUUAUCCUGCAGUUCUUGGAUCAACGAUUUCAUGGGGCCUAUAUUUUUUCUUCUAUAGUAAAGCCAAACAAAGGUAUUUAAGAAACAGGGAGGAGCUGAGCCCGGGUCUUCAUCUCGCUUCAGCUGCAGAAGCAGGAGCUUUGGUCUCUUUUUGCACGAAUCCUGUCUGGCUUGUUAAAACAAGAUUGCAGCUUCAGACUCCUCUUCAUCAAUCUCGACCAUAUUCUGGGUUUCAUGAUGCUUUAAGAACCAUACUGAAAGAAGAAGGGUGGACUGCACUUUAUAAAGGGAUUGUGCCUAGUCUCUUUCUGCAGGUUACCCAUGGUGCUAUUCAAUUCACAGCAUAUGAGGAGCUUCGUAAAGCUGUUGUUAACUUUAAGUCAAAAAAAAGGAAAGAGAAUUCUGGUGAUGACACACUGUUGAAUUCAGUUGAUUAUGCUACGCUGGGGGCAUCAUCUAAACUGGCUGCCAUUCUUUUGACAUAUCCAUUUCAAGUUAUUCGAGCUCGAUUGCAGCAACGGCCCAGUAAAGAUGGAAUUCCAAGAUAUGUGGAUAGCUGGCAUGUUGUGAAGGAAACUGCAAGAUUUGAGGGUUUGCGGGGUUUUUACAAGGGCAUCACAGCAAACCUGCUGAAAAAUGCCCCUGCAGCAUCAAUAACAUUUAUUGUGUAUGAGAAUGUCCUGAAUACGCUAAAAUUUCGAUCAAAGAUUGAUUGACAUUUUUUAGUUUUUCCUUCUCCUUAAUAUAUAUUUGAUAGCAAUGGCAAUUUUUAAAUUUCUGCGGUGAAAGAAGAAUUAAAUGUCAAUGACGUGUGUAUCACAAGUCUAA